Molecule: messenger RNA, 1092 nt
Organism: Vespa mandarinia (Asian giant hornet)
Lineage: Eukaryota; Metazoa; Arthropoda; Insecta; Hymenoptera; Vespidae
Biological process (GO): chromosome condensation; nucleosome assembly; negative regulation of DNA recombination
Cellular component (GO): nucleosome; nucleus
Molecular function (GO): structural constituent of chromatin; double-stranded DNA binding; nucleosomal DNA binding
Source: RefSeq, a predicted model, not a curated record
UCUGGUGUUAGAGAGAAACAACAGUCGAGUCGUUUUAACAAAGGAGGAAAAGGGAGAAUAACGAAAUCAAGUCUUAUUCUAAAAGAAUCCAUUGGAAAAGGUAAUCAUCUAUAAGAGAGGAGUAUCGUUGAACGAGAAGAUGGCCGAGAAAACUUCGUCUUCGCCGGUCGUAAUAGCAGGCUCAGGUACUGGAAGUUCAGCGAAUCAACAAACUAAUACGAGUACGUCUACAACGAGGAAGAAUACAGUACCGAAGGCUAAGAAGCCACGUAGCAAACCUACCCAUCCACGUACACCGGAUAUGGUGACCGCAGCUAUAAAGGCUUUGAAGGAACGUAAUGGGUCAUCUCUUCAAGCUAUCAAAAAAUAUAUGUCCACGACGUACAAACUCGACGUAGAGAAGCAUGCACCUUUUAUAAAGAAAUAUUUGAAGAGUGCAGUAGCAUCCGGGACAUUGGUACAGACUAAGGGAAAAGGUGCGGCAGGUUCUUUCAGAUUGGCCUCGUUGAAAAGCGAAACGACCAAGUCCAAGUCUAAACAGUCGGGGACUAGUAAGAAGCAAGUAGCGAAGAAACGAGCGAAUACGAAGAAAACAACGUCAACGAGUUCGAAAAAGACGAGUACCGUUGCGGUUCCUGCUACGAGCAUUGGAACAUCAGGAACAACAACGGCAACAACAGCAGCAGCGGCAGCGGCAGCAGCGACGGCAGCAGCAGCAGCAGCAGCAAUAGCAGCGACGACGAAUGUGGCGACACAGGCAACGACAACGACAACGUCAGGUAAAAAAUCACCGGUGAAGAAAGCCGCGAUAACAGCGGCGGUCAAUGAAAAGCGUAAAACGGCGAAAGGUCCAGCCGCUAAACCACCGAAAGCUAAGAGCGCCGUUCACCAAGUACAAAUUUGGUCGAAAUCUAAAGUCACCGCCAAAGCGACGCCGAAAAAACAAGCAGUAAAAAAGUCAACGACUGCAGCUAAACCAAAGAAAGCAACUACGAAGAAGGUAGCAGCUAAGAAAAAGUGAGCCAAUAAUCUACAAUCAUCCACAUCGGGAUAAAGUUAAACUCGAACGGUCCAUUUUAGGACCAUCGCGCG